AUGGUUCAACUCGCCCAAGUCGCAAUUAUCUUCGCCACAGCCCUUGCUGGCUUUACCACUGCUGAUGACUGCAACCGUGGAGGUAUCUAUUGUGGUACCUAUCUUCAACAGAAGGGUGACUACAGGACUAAAAUCAUCGAGAGCCUACGGGCUAACAAGAUGCCAACGGACGACAACACCGUUGAUCAAUCUCUAUUUAUCUGUCUUGAGGGCGGCGAUAUUUCAUUCAAGGAAAUGUGCUCCAGGGGCUGCAUCGGCGGCGAUACGAAUGACGACUACUGCACCGGAUCUCCCGAAUCUGGAGGUGAGAAGAGGGGCUUGCCCGUUGUCUGGGAGGCUUAA
Messenger RNA from Daldinia vernicosa, 342 nucleotides. RefSeq lists its product as uncharacterized. The transcript is spliced from 2 exons. Lineage: Eukaryota; Fungi; Ascomycota; Sordariomycetes; Xylariales; Hypoxylaceae. Bases 1 to 342 code for a protein of 113 amino acids. The record is from RefSeq and is a predicted model, not a curated record.